This is a messenger RNA of Microcebus murinus (gray mouse lemur), 2659 nucleotides long. RefSeq names its product lipase family member M (gene LIPM). Gene Ontology annotation, molecular function: hydrolase activity, acting on ester bonds. The record is from RefSeq and is a predicted model, not a curated record. Lineage: Eukaryota; Metazoa; Chordata; Mammalia; Primates; Cheirogaleidae.
CAAGCAAUGUUUCCAGCCUCCUUUGUGUUCUCCCAUUCCUAGCAACUAAGUUUGCUUAAUUUGCUUCAGAAUUUAGAGAAGGGAUUGCAGCUGGCAAAUAUGUGAAGGAGUUUUUAAACCUACAGAUUCUUCUUCUGACUUUAGACUUUGUUACUAUAUUGCCAGGAAAACAUAAAUGCUUAUGGUGGACCAUGUUAGAAAUCUUGUCGAGAGAGUGGAUUGUGGCACACAGAAUGGAGAUGUGGCUUCUGAUUCUGGUGGCGUAUUUGUUCCAAAGCAAUGUGAAUUCAGGACGUUUGCCAACUAAAGCUGUGGACCCAGAAGCAUUCAUGAACGUUAGUGAAAUCAUCCGACAUCAAGGCUAUCCUUGUGAGGAGUAUGACGUCACAACAGAAGAUGGGUAUAUCCUUUCUGUUAACAGAAUUCCUCGAGGCCUAGUGCAACCUAAGACAGGUCCCAGGCCUGUGGUGUUACUGCAGCAUGGCCUAGUUGGAGAUGCCAGCAACUGGAUUUCCAACCUGCCCAACAAUAGCCUGGGCUUCAUUCUGGCAGAUGCUGGUUUUGAUGUGUGGAUGGGUAACAGCAGGGGAAACACCUGGUCUCGGAAACACAAGACCCUCUCCAUAGACCAAGAUGAGUUUUGGGCUUUCAGUUAUGAUGAGAUGGCUAGGUUUGACCUUCCUGCAGUGAUAAACUUUAUUUUGCAGAAAACGGGCCAGGAAAAGAUCUAUUAUAUCGGCUAUUCACAGGGCACCACCAUGGGCUUUAUUGCAUUUUCUACCAUGCCAGAGCUGGCUCAGAAAAUCAAAAUGUAUUUUGCUUUAGCGCCCAUAGCCACUGUUAAACAUGCAAAAAGCCCUGGGGCCAAAUUUUUGUUGCUGCCAGAUAUGAUGAUCAAGGGAUUAUUUGGCAAAAAAGAAUUUCUGUACCAGACCAGAUUUUUCAGACAGUUUGCUAUUUACCUUUGUGGCCAGGUGAUCCUUGAUCAGAUUUGUAGUAAUAUCAUGUUACUUCUGGGCGGAUUUAACAGCAACAAUAUGAACAUGAGCCGAGCAAAUGUAUAUGUUGCCCAUAAUCCUUCUGGAACAUCCGUGCAAAAUAUUCUACACUGGAGCCAGGCAGUCAAUUCUGGGGAACUCCGGGCAUUUGACUGGGGCAGUGAGACCAAAAAUCUAGAAAAAUGCAAUCAGCCAACUCCUAUAAGGUAUAAAGUUAGAGAUAUGACGGUCCCUACAGCCAUGUGGACAGGAGGGCAGGACUGGCUUUCAAGUCCAGAAGAUGUGAAAACUCUGCUCUCUGAAGUGACCAACCUCAUCUACUAUAAGAACAUUCCUGAGUGGGCUCACGUGGAUUUCAUCUGGGGUUUGGACGCGCCUCACCGUAUGUACAACAAAAUCAUACAUCUGAUGGAGCAGGAGGAGACCAACUCUUCCCAGGAAAUGUGUGAGGUUGUAUCGUGAAGCGUCUGAUACCGACAGGUUGUAGGAACACUCUCAUGGAAGACGGGGCUAGGGCCUGUGAAGGAUUUCAAGAAGAAUUUCCAGAAUUGGAAAACUACCAUCUUGGUAGAAGGGAAGGAAUAUAGUAUGCAUUCCUUCAGAUUUCCUGCAUUUGGCACUAAAACUCACAUUUACCUUUUGUACAGUUAAUUAAACUACUCAUUGGGUGAACACAGGUUCCAUAUGCUGUUAUAUAGUCUGCCAUCUUGAAUGGUGUAUUUUACCUGAUAGCCACAAGGCAUCUAGACAUUGUCUAUGUCAUUCAAUUAAACCUUUUUAAAACCUCUUUAAAAAUAAGCUGUAUUUUUGGAGCAGUAAAAUAAAAGGACAAAUUGGGACAUAUUGAGGUAUUGAAUCUCUGGAUUGUUGUUGAUUUUGACAAAAUAAGCUAGGUUUUUCACUUUGUUGCCAUAGAGAUUUAACACUACCUCACGAAGCCAAGAUGCUUUCAUAACAACAACAAUUAAAAAUAAUCAAUGAUACAGUAAAAGCAUGCUCCAAAUAAAGUCAAGUUUUACAGUUGGAUCUCAGAGAAAAAGAUUUUGUAGGAUGUUUAUGUGUUUUCCAAUAAAUGCUUUAUGUAUUCCAUAAAGCAUGUAUGUGUAUUCCGGUAGAUUCUAGUCCAAGCUUGUUUGAGAGUUUACAGCCUGUUGCUAGGAGACUUAACGGCUAGAAAUUCCUAGCUUCCAAAGUUUUCUGCCUCCAAAAAUUAAAACCUAGGAAGAAAAUUGUAUAACACCAUGAGUAUAAUGAAACAAAUUAUCAUGCAUUUUAUCCUUUAAUCUUGACAAAAUUAAUGUGAGACAAUCACUCCAACUCACAAACCUAGAUUUAUUUCUUUAGAAAAUUUUUCAAUUUUUACAACAGUUUCAAAGAUGACAGUUGUAAAUUAUAUGAGUACUAUUUUACAAAAUUUCUGAAACCUAAUUGAAGAUAUGCUGGUGUGUGCCAAAGGUGUACUGUGGAAGGUAUACUGGUGUGUGAAGUGCACUUGUUUUCUCUGUCCUCCAGAGACCCUGUUAACUCAGUUCAAUGCUAAUCAAUCUUAAAUAAUUUAUUAAGGGAUGUUUAAAGGCUUCAGAAUCUAUAUCUGCACACUGCUUCCCUCACAAAAUAUGUGUCUUUAGGGCUUAUACGUAAUUCAAUAAAUACUGCUGGAU